AUGUUAGCUUCCAAAUCCACCAUUUGUCGUAGUACAACAAUCAAUCUUUUGAAAAAAAGACCAAUCUCUAUAUUUAAAAAUAGCAUUACAAAAGCCGCUAAACUACAAGAUCAGAAUACAAAAUUUGCAUCAUGUUUGUUUGUUCGUCAUAAAGUUACUAGCGUUAAAGUCCCACCAAUGGCUGAAUCAUUGACUGAAGGCUCUUUAAAGGAUUAUACUAAAAAAGUUGGUGAAUUUAUCAAACAAGAUGAAUUAUUAGCUACCAUUGAGACUGACAAAAUUGAUGUUGAAGUCAAUUCCCCAGUUACUGGUACUGUUACCAAAUUGAAUUUCAAACCAGAGGAUACCGUUACUGUUGGCGAAGAGUUAGCCCAAAUCGAGGAAGGUGGUAGCCCUGCUUCUGCUUCUGCUUCUGCUGCUCCAAAGGAAAAAAAGCCUACUCCUCCAGAAAAAGAAGAAACUAAAUCGGCUGCCGCUACACCAUCUGGUAAACCAACAUCUGUUAAAUGUCCACCAAUGGCUGAAUCAUUGACUGAAGGUUCUUUGAAGGAUUAUACUAAAAAAGUCGGUGAGUUCAUCAAACAAGAUGAAUUAUUAGCUACCAUUGAGACUGACAAAAUUGAUGUUGAAGUCAAUGCCCCAGUUACUGGUACUGUUACCAAAUUGAAUUUCAAACCAGAGGAUACUAUCACUGUUGGUGACGAAAUUGCAGAAAUUGUUCCAGGUUCUGCUCCAACUGGUGGUGCCGCCCCUGCCGCUCCAAAGGAAGAUGUCUCAGCUGCUCCUGCUCCUGCCGCUCCUGCUGCUGCUCCUAAGAAGGAAGCUCCAAAGCCUGCUGCUCCAAAGAAGGCAGCUCCAAAGCCAACUUCUACUCCAACACCAUCUCCUACAGCUGCACCAACCUUUACAAGAUUCUCUCGUAACGAACAUAAAGUUAAGAUGAACAGAAUGAGAAUGAGAAUUGCUGAACGUUUAAAGGAAUCACAAAACACUGCUGCUUCUUUGACUACAUUUAACGAAGUUGAUAUGAGCGCUAUCUUGGAAAUGCGUAAAUUAUACAAGGAUGAAAUGAUUAAAGUGAGAGGCAUUAAAUUUGGUUUUAUGGGUUUAUUUUCCAGAGCUUGUACCUUGGCUGCUAAAGAUAUUCCAGCCGUUAAUGGUGCUAUUCAGGGAGACCAGAUCUUGUACAGAGAUUACACUGAUAUUUCUGUUGCUGUUGCCACACCAAAGGGUUUAGUCACUCCAGUCGUUAGAAAUGCUGAAUCUUUAUCUGUUUUAGAAAUUGAAAACGAGAUUCAUCGUUUAAGUAAAAAGGCUAGAGAUGGUAAAUUAACUCUAGAAGAUAUGACUGGUGGUACUUUCACCAUUUCUAACGGUGGUGUUUUCGGUUCCUUGUAUGGUACUCCAAUUAUUAAUAUGCCACAAACAGCUGUCUUGGGUUUGCAUGGUGUUAAGGAAAGACCGGUCACUGUAAACGGCCAAGUUGUUUCCAGACCAAUGAUGUACUUGGCUUUGACUUAUGAUCAUAGAUUAUUGGAUGGUCGUGAGGCUGUCACUUUCUUGAGAACUGUUAAAGAGUUGAUUGAAGACCCAAGAAAAAUGUUGUUAUGGUAA
Saccharomycodes ludwigii is the source of this 1614-nucleotide messenger RNA. It is a transcript of the gene KGD2, whose product is annotated as dihydrolipoyl transsuccinylase. Gene Ontology annotation, cellular component: oxoglutarate dehydrogenase complex. The coding region runs from base 1 to 1614 and encodes 537 amino acids. NCBI's taxonomy places the organism in Eukaryota, Fungi, Ascomycota, Saccharomycetes, Saccharomycodales, Saccharomycodaceae. Gene Ontology annotation, molecular function: dihydrolipoyllysine-residue succinyltransferase activity. The record is from RefSeq and is a predicted model, not a curated record. Gene Ontology annotation, biological process: tricarboxylic acid cycle. The transcript has a single exon.